Molecule: messenger RNA, 1979 nt
Organism: Galendromus occidentalis (western predatory mite)
Lineage: Eukaryota; Metazoa; Arthropoda; Arachnida; Mesostigmata; Phytoseiidae
Gene: Sesn
Product: Sestrin
Exons: 4
Coding region: 65-1372 (435 amino acids)
Biological process (GO): positive regulation of macroautophagy; cellular response to leucine starvation; regulation of response to reactive oxygen species
Cellular component (GO): nucleus
Molecular function (GO): L-leucine binding; oxidoreductase activity, acting on peroxide as acceptor
Source: RefSeq, a predicted model, not a curated record
UGUGCCUUGCUUCGUCGAAUCUUCUCCGUGACUUUGAGGAUAAUUGCAUACCAUACCUUCCAACAUGGGUCAGAUCGUCAGAAACACCCAACUGUACAUAGACAGCGUCAAUCAGUUCUACCCGUGUCAAGAACGGGCCCUCAAUCAUGUGAAUCAGCUUAUGGCUUAUCACCCGCUCUACCAGGAGCCUUUCGUACAAACUCAAGAGUUUGUUAUGCAGGGUGACGGCCCCCUCCCGUACGAUCAGAGGCAUUACAUAGCGCUGCUGGCCGCGGCGCGUCAUCAGUGCACGUAUUUGGCCGAAGUUGAAACCCAGGAGUUUCUCUCGUGUGGAGGUGAGAAGGCGUGGCUUCAGGGCCUGGAUUUUGCGCCCAAGAAGAUCCGUGACCUCGACGAAAUCAACCAGUUGUUGGCACACCGACCGUGGAUGAUCUCUAAGGAGCACAUUUUAAAGCUCACAACCGGCAACGAUAGUUGGUCGCUCGCUGAGGUGGUUCACGCGAUCACCAUCCUGGCGCAUUUCCAUGCUCUUUCAAGCUUCGUGUUCGGCUGCGGUAUCUCUCAACAGAGCACUCAAUCGUUGCGGCUAAACUCUUCGCGAGAGUCACUGAAGUCUGGGGGCUCGAGCCCCGUUCAAUCGACGACGCCGGCCGGCAGCCCAUCGCACAACGGCUCGCCGAUCGCCGGCGGCGAAGUCGAGAACCUCAUGAGGAAAAUGAGAACAAUAUCGGAGUCGAAAUCCUCGCAAGAUAUCACCUGUGAAGAAUUGGCGAGGCGCUUCGAAAGCGAAGCAACGGAAAGUGCCUCGAUUUCAACAAUACACAGCAGUAGUGGCGGCUUCCUCGGUCGGGAAAACGAUCUCACCCGGUUCGUCAACGACCCAGCGUUCACUUACCAGGACUUCACCAAACGUGGUGAAGCUGCCGAAGUUCCCACUUUCCGCAUCCAGGACUAUUCCUGGGACGAUCACGGUUACUCGCUCCUCAACCGACUGUACAACGAUGUCGGUAAACUCCUCGAUAAGAAGUUCAAGGUCGCCUACGACAUGACCUACUAUACAAUGGGAGGAAAAACCAACGUCGAUACUUCGAUGUUCCGCCGGGCCGUAUGGAACUACAUCCAUUGCCUGUUCGGAAUCCGACAUGACGACUACGAUUAUCGAGAGGUGAACGAGUUGUUGGAUGGAAAUCUGAAGCAGUACAUCAAGUCCGUCUGUUGCUAUCCAGAACGAGUGUCAAAGCAGCACUACGAGAGUGUUAUGCGCGAAUUUAAGUAUUCGGAAAAAGUGCAUGUUACACUAAUGAUCCUUGAGGCCAGAAUGCAAGCUGAGUUGCUGUACGCGUUGCGAGCUCUGAUGCGUCACACGACUUAAGCACAGUUAGGUGAUUCGAAACAUCAUAGCAGCACAUUCAUUUGAGUCUCCCCCGUCCCGAUUUUGUGAUUCUAAGCUUGAGCAGCUAUAACCGGGGAAAAAAGAUAAGCCUGAGGAAGGAGUAAUCAACACAACACAUGAUGUCCGGCCGCCCGCGAAAGUGGUUCGAGUCUGCGCUGGGCCGCACUUCUCAAAACUCAGCCGGAACCCUCGUGAUCGCUCUCGCGUGCUUUUGACCGUUUUUUCGCUCGUCUCACCAAACUCCAUUGCUUCGAGGAGACGAGCGGAUAUUUUUUCAUUCCCCUGACUUAACUUGGUGAAGCUCUCCAAGUCUCCAAGCUCUUGGUUACUCUUCUCCAUCUCCUCAUCGACACCGACAUCAUCAACAAAAUCCGCAUCAUUCCCAUCAUGACGAUCGUUUUUCCCAUUCUCACGCGUGCCAGAUCCUAAUUGAGUCAGUUCUCAUCAUCGGCUCGAUUGUCUCGAGAUGGUCGCGCGAGUGAUUUGAGAUAUUUGACGAUUGAUGAUAGAGAGCGCUGACGACCCACAGCGAAAUUCAAACGUGAUUUCGAUCGACGAUUCAUCGUUCAGAAAAAUCUCUUUAUCA